AUUCGUGUACGGCAGUUGAUCCAAGAAGCAGUAGAUGCACGUGCUGAAAUGAUGAAAGUUAAAGUGGCACUGAAGCGGUUGCAGGAUGCGAAGGCAAACGUGAAACAUAAAGAAACAAUGACCGAAGCAGCAGAAAUGACACCGGAUGCGCCGAUCCACCCUGAGCCACCACAAAUGUCAUCUUCUUUUCCACCAUCGCCUCAGGUUUUGUGCCUUUUUUGCUGUUUUUGA
Molecule: messenger RNA, 231 nt
Organism: Gongylonema pulchrum
Lineage: Eukaryota; Metazoa; Nematoda; Chromadorea; Rhabditida; Gongylonematidae
Source: the annotation of a GenBank genome assembly